GUCUUAACAAGACUCAUUAUACCCUGCAGAAAAAUGUCAGCAUUACUUUGACUUGACUUUUUCUUUCCAGAUUGGAGUCCGCGACUCGAGGUGAAGCGAGACUUCAUCUUUGCCCUGAAGAUACCCGCAUCGCAUAUCAUCGCAUCGCACCACAUCAUCGCAUUCCAGCGAUCAUUGUCACAAUCCGCUCCACUUACCCUCUUGCGGAUACCCUCACGCACCAACACACACAUAGUCAUCGCUGCACAAUGCCGCCCAUAGAGAGGGAUGCCCCUCGUGAGCUUGACAGACCAUUGAGACACCAACAUUCCGCUUCCAUCGAUCAUGGCCGCGCCUUGGUUCCCAUGUGGGACAGCUCCGACCCCGAACGGGCUCCUCCUCCGCUCCCUCUGAACCCGCAGUCGCCUGGUGUCUCGCGCACGGGAACGUCGGCUGCCAUCCAGACAGCUCAUGCCGCCAUAGCAGAGAAGGCGCGUGAGAGCGCCGCUUUGGUGCCACAUCUACCUAAGCGCAUUGCCGACAGGCCCGACACUUCGCCGGAGCGCGCCGCUUUGCGGCCAAACUCCCACCGCCGCAUGCAGUCCCUGCAGCCCGCCUCGGUCAAGGACAUCAGCCUCAUGAUUGAGUCGGGUGCUCCUAAAUCACCCGAGAAGACGGAGAGGCCAACAACACCCCAGAGGAAGGAUACCAGGGACACCUUCAUGGAGCCAAAGGAAGACAAGCAGGAACGGUCAACCAUUGGCACUCCAACUCCGGGUCCCAGUCUCACUCCCAUUAUCCGCCCGACUGCUGUGCGUCGGCCUCACCAGAGCAUUCUCGGCGAGAACACGCCGCCUCAGUCGGCAACAAUGCUUGCCCUCCAGAAUAUGAGCACCCAAAGCAACAACAGCACGCCGGCCCCCAAGGAACCCGAGACUCCUCUGGCCAAUAUCACAAACGGCUCCAAGGCGCUGGUCAAGGCACCCGGGUCCCUUGAAUCCCUGUCCAACCAGAUCCUCACCCUUACCGACAUCGCAACCACACUCCAAAAGGAGAUGGCGCUGCUCAGCAGACGGAGCCGAGACAAUGCGACAGACCUGCUGAGUCUGAAGGAAGCCACCAAUUCCCGCGACGAAGAUAUCCGCAAGAGCCUCCGCGAGCUGAUCACAGACGUCAAGACGCGGUCUUCUGCCACCAGGGACCCUUAUGGAGGGCCCCUGCUUCUGGAGGGCAGGCACCAGACCUCCUCUCCCACGCAGCUCUCCAAGUCGGCUUCUCGCCCAUUCUCAUUGCCGCGCAUACCUUCCCCCAACAGCUUUGCCGCCUCGUUUGACAGAGAGUCCUUGCUCAGCACACCCUCCCUCAUUUCCGAUGUCUCCGGUGCGCCAUCGCCUGCUACAGUCGCCCUCCUCGAAAAGAUCAUCAGAGAGAUGGGCACCAAGGAGGGUCAGGAGACCCUGCUGCACCGCCUGACAGAGCUUGCUGAUAAGCUCUCGGGCAUGGCCACUGCUGGAAAGGUUGAGGAACUCACUCGCCUGGUUAAGUCCAGCCAGCAACAAGCCGUCGUCCCUGCCGCAGGUGGAGGCAGGGGCGGCGGCGGCGGGGAUGGCGGCGUGCGGGACCGGAAUUGGAGUUUUGAUGACGACGAUGACAUGUCGCGGCGGGGCGCACUUGACUUCCUUCAUGUUGCGGCUUCGGCUUCGCAGGCCUCGCGGCUGCUCCCAGGUCAAGAAGCCGGCGAUUCACGGAGCGCCGACGUUCUCAACGACGAUCUCCUGAAGGCCAUCCGCAGUGUCAAGGAUAGCGUUGCCCAGGGAGGUGGCCUGACCGCCGAAGUCAAGGCGCUCGUCAGGGAGCUCCGCGGUGAGGUUCUUGGCAUGGGCCGCGAGAUUGGGCGGAGACUGGACGAAGUCGCCGAACAGAACGCGGACAAACCCGAGGCCGUCACAAAGGCCGAGAUGACCAGGGUCGUCGAGCAGGGUCUCUCCGAGAUGAGCCAGCAGAUGAACAACAUGUUGCGCGAACACCGCCGCCAGUCGGCUGUCACGAUUGCUUCGCGCGAGUCCUCCAUCGACUACAAGGAGAUUUAUAACAGUGUACGGGCCGCCCUCAAGGACACCCAGGCCACCAAGCCCCGCACCGCCGAACUUCGGAGAGAAGACGUCCUUCAGGCUGUCAAGGACGCGUGGGAGAAGUACAAGCCCGAGAUCGAGAUCCAACAGAUUGGCUUGGAACGAGACGAGGUCCUGGCCUGCUUGCAAGAGGGCCUGCGCGCCUAUGCGCCGCGCGACGACCGCCAGCCCGGCGCUACCAGAGACGAGGUGUUCCAGGCGGUUGUCGAAGGCCUCAAGCAUUAUGUGCCUCCCAAGGUCGAGAUUCCGGCGACGCUGUCGAGGGACGAGAUCCUUGACGCUGUGCGGGAAUGCUUGGAAGAGUUCGAGUUUCCCGUCGCGCCGUCUGCCAUGGGCGCCGAGAUUACCCGCGAGGAUAUGCUGGACGCUGUUAAGGAAGGCCUCCAUUCGUUUGAGUUCCCCGCUCCGCCGCCGCCUCCUCCUGCCGCGAGCUUCGACCUGACUAGGGACGAUGUGCUUGAUGCCGUCAACGAGGGCCUCCAGUCGUUUGACUUCUCGUCCAUAUACUCCAACGCGCUGGUCCCGCAGUCGGUAUCCAAGGGCGACGUCGCGGAUGCUGUCAAGUCCGGGUUCAAGUCGUUCGACCUCUCGGGUGAUAUCCUGGAUGCGGUCAAGGAAGGCCUCGAUGCGUUUGAUAUCCCGGCAAAUGUAUCGCAGGCGGUUAUGCACGCACUGCAAUCGUUUGACUUCUCUGCUGCCGUCGUAUCCUCCAUCCCCCGGCCGGACCUUUCGAGGGUGGAUGUGGCGGACGCCGUCAAGGAAGGAAUCGAGUGCUUGGAUCUCAACAACAGCGUCACGAUUGCUGUCAAGCAGGCUUUGAAGGGGUUUGAUUUUACGUCGGCCUAUUCUUCCGCUCUGGUCCCUCGGAGCGCGGAUGUUCCUCUACCUCAACCGGAUCUUUCUCGGGUCGAUAUCGCCAAUGCUGUCAAGGAGGGGCUUGCGUCGGUUGACUUGUCUAAGGAUGUCACUGAUGCCGUGAAAAGGGCGCUGGAAGCCUUGGACUUCUCUGGGUUUUCUUCUGCCUUGGUCGCUCGGCCGGAUCUGUCACGUCUUGAUGUUGUGGACGCCGUCAAGGAGGGCCUUGACACGGCAGACCUCUCCAGAGACGUCGCAGAUGCUGUCAAGCGUGUGCUGGAAGCCUUUGAUUUCUCGGCGUCUACCUCUGCCGUCGUGGCUCAGUCGGAUCUAUCUCGUGUUGACGUUCUCAAUGCGGUCCGGGAGGGUCUUGAGUCUUUGGACCUGUCUGCCGGUCUUGGGGACGUUGUCAAGAAGGAGCUUCGCGCAUUCGACUUCUCCUCCAUCCAGUCGAGCGCUCUCGUCGCGCAGGGGAGCGACAAUGACGAAGUCCUUCGGCGUCUCCUGGAGAUUAAGGAUCUCCUGCAGGCCGAGAUCAAGGCCGCUUCGGAAGAAGCUAAACAAAACAUCGCGGCCAACGCCCUCGGAACGGAGCAGAUUCUCAACGCAACCAAAGACGGGUUUGAGAAGUUGCAUCAGGAUAUCCAAGACUAUGCCGACCGCGCAAAGGGUGACUUUGAUACGGAGCACGUUGUGGACCAAGUGCUCAAUUCUCUGGAUAGCUUCCGAGAUGACCUGGCUGACCUGGUUACGCGGUCCUCCGAGAGCUCGAAGCUGAUGCUGAAGGAGGAGAUCGAGUCCCUUCGAGAUGCGGUUAACGGGCAAUUGGUGCCCGCCCUUCCUCAACCAAGUAACAACAACAAGGAGAUCCUGGACGCUCUCCACGACGGGCUCCAUGGCCUUCGAUCGGAAAUUAGCACACGGCCGAUCGCGGGUCUCACCGAGAUUCUGGACGCAUUGCAAGAGGGCCUCGGAGAUCUCCGGACCAGCAUCAACAACCUUCGUGACAAGCCGGCUGAUUUGACGGCCAAUGAUGAAAUUCUCGAUGCGCUCAAGGAGGGCUUGGAUACCGUUCGGUCUGAGAUCGAUACCCUCCGUGAGGAGACCAAGAAUGACCGCGCGUUGGCAACCAUUGACGACACGACGAAGGCUGUUGUGCCUGCUGAGCAGGCGCUGAAGCACGACGACAUCAAGAAUUUGGAAGUACUCAUUACCCAGCUUGGCAUCAAGGUCGAGGCCAUGGAAUCCGUGCCCAAGCCUGCCGUUGCCUCCUUGUCGAAGGAGGAUUUGGCUGGGAUGGAGAAGACGCUUAACGUUGUUGCUGAGUCGGUCGCCGCGAUGCCCAACCGCGAGCCAUUCGAGGCUCUGGAGGAGAGUAUCCGCAAAAUUCAGGAAACGGUCAACGAUCUGGCAGCCAAGGAAGCAGCUUCUCCUCCUUCACCGCCUCCGUCAGGCACGGACCCUGCUUCAAGGGACGAUGUUGAGGCCAUUGAAACCAUCCUUCGCAAUACCAAAGCCCGUCUGGACGACCUCAUGGAUGGAGAGCAGGCCGUCCGCAAGGACCAUAUCGACAACCUGGAGACUGUACUACUCGAGGCGCGGGAGAGCGUCAGUGGUAUCGCAAGCCAGCUCGAUGGCAUCUCGCGCAAGGAGCACAUCGAGGCUCUGGAGACGUUGAUCCUCGAGACCCGGGAGAGCCUCGGCGGCGUCGCUACGCAAAUGGAUAGCCUCUCGCGCAAGGAGGACGUCGCGUUGGUCGAGUCGCUCGUCACCCAGGUGGUUGCGGCCUUUGACGAGAUGAAGGAGCGCCAUGAGAAGGCUCUGGAGGACCCGGAGAAGGUUACCAGAUCUGAUAUCGAAGCUGUGGAAGCGGUUUGUCUUGACACCAAGUCGCUGAUUGAGCAAAUGCAGAAGGUGGAUCUGGUUAGUCUCCCCUCAAAGGAGGAUAUUGAGGCUCUCGAGACGAGGCUUGAGAAUCUCAGGGAGCGGCUUGAUUUGCACGCGGAUGCCAAUGUCAAGGCGUUUGAACAGCGCCAGGCUGAGACUGUUGGGGUCGGUGUGACCGUGACGGAGGUUAAGGCGGCGCUCGAGGAGUUGCAAGCGCUGAUGAGGUCGAAGCUAGAGGAUGGUGCACGAGGUAUUGAUUCUAUCCACACCAUCCUUGACGCCCUCAGCGACAAUGUGCGCAAAAACGACAGCAUCAGCGACGAUGUCAAGGAGGUUCUCGACACGUUGAAGCUCGAGUUUGAGGAUUCCAAGACCGGCCUCGUUGGUGUCAAGAUCGAGCUGGACGAGAAGGUGCAGACCGCGGCCGACACGCUGCUUGCCAAGCUUGAAGAGCGAAUGACGGAGCUGAUGACCAAGUACGAAGAACUUCAGCUUAUCCAGGACGAUCGGGCUACCAAGAGCGAAGCGAGAGACCUCGAGAUGGAGGCCGCGGUUAGCGGCACCAAGGCCAUCGCCGAGGAGCUCAAGUCCCUGGUCGACACCCUGGGCACGGCUGUCACCGACUCAAUGGAGAAAAUGGAGGAGGCUUCCAAGACUGUUUUCGAAAGGGUUGAGGACCUGGUCAACAAGUCGGACGAGAAUCACGCCGACACUAGGGCGGAGCACCAGCUCACCCGGGAGCAGGUGCAGGAGGCCAUCGGCAAGGUGGAGGGUCUUCAGGGGCAGGUGGCCGAGUACCAGCCCAAAAUCCUUGAGACGGUUCAGGAGGUCAUGUUGGCCCUGGCGCAGCAUUAUGAGCACCUCAGGAGCUCGACCAUGGCGAUCCAGGAGCGGGUGGAGCACCCGUUGCUUCCUCCACCACCCGAGAAGUACGACGACACGGCGGUUAUCGAAAAGCUUGACGCUCUGGUGGGCCACACCCGAGUGGCUGAUAAGGCCUUUGAGCAUUUGGAGACUCUCGACCAGGUCCACGCCCAAGUCAAGGCCACUGCGGCGGAGCUCGCCACGUUCCUUGCUGCCCAGACACAGCGCAUUGCUGAUGAGCAUGAGGACCGGGAAAAGACACUGCAGGAGACGACGAUCGCCCUGGAGCGCCGCCGGGAAGAGAAGGAACAGGUCGAGGCUCUCGUUGCAGCGCUGCGUGAGGAGGAGGCGCGUCUGAAAGAGUCGAUUACGGUUACUCUUCCUGAGGAGCAGAGCAAAAUUACCGAGCAGUUCCUGGCGAAUCUGGUGGCCGAGGAGUCCCGGCUCAAGGAGGCGACUAGUCGGCUGCUUGAAGAACAAGCGCAGCUCAAGGAGACCUUCUUGGCGAACCUCAAGGAGGAACAGGCGCGGCUCAUGGAGACGAACGUUGCCCUCAAAGAGGAACAGGACCAGAUGAAGGAGGCUUUCCUAGUUAACCUCAAGGAGGAGCAAGCACGGCUUAUGGAGACGAAUGUGGCUUUGAAGGAGGAACAGGAUAUGCUGAAGGAGACAUUCAUGGCCAAUUUGCGGGAUGAAGAAGCCCGGCUCAAGGAACUGAAUGACGGUUUGCGGGAUGAACAGCAAGCUCUCAAGGACACCUUCCUUACCAACCUCAGGGAGGAGGAAGCGCUCCUGAAGGAGGUGAAUGCUGGCCUGCGCGAGGAACAGGAGCGGCUCAGGGAGACGUUCCUUGCCAGUUUCAAAGAGGAAGAGCAGCGGCUGCGCGAGGCCAAUGAGGCUUUGAGGCGAGAGCAGGAGCAGAUCAAGACGACGCUGAAGGAGGAACAGGAGCGGUUCAAGGUGGAGCUGCUGGCGAACUUGAUGGAGGAGGAGGCUCGACUUAAGGAAUCUCAUGCUGCGUUGAGGGAAGAGCAGGAGCUGCUGCGCGCCAAUUUUCUGGGCACUCUCCGGGAGGAGGAGGACCGCGUCAGGGAUAGUCUGGGCUCGCUGCGCGCGGAGCAGGAGAAUCUCAGUCGGCAAAAGACGCGUCUCACGGCCGACCUGUCAUCGCUUGAUACCGCGCUGCGGUUGAGGCGGGAGGAACUCCACGAUAUGGAAGCGCGCGCCGAGAGUCUGGAGAGGAGGAUCCUGGAGGGCGUCAUGGACCAUUCCAGGGUGUUGCUCAUGGCCAAGACGAACCGCGCGGCUGGUCUUCCGAACAGUGUGCGUGACUCGAUGAGCCGCAAGAGGGUGUCUUCUUCGACUCACAAAUCGGCUGCUGCCGCUGAGGCUGGUACUGGUGCAGCUUUGAGCGGCGGCGCCAACAAUGAAAAGCCCCGCAGCGCUAUCAAGAUGGCCAUGUCGGCGCGAAGCAAGGCAAGCAACAGCGUGCUAAACGGCACCCCGUCGUCGUCGGCGUCGAAUCGGAGGAUUCUGUCGUUAAGCCAAAUCACGCACAAUGUACCUGCCGGCGGCAUGAAGCGGAGCCAGAGCGUUAGGACCGCGGGCGGGCCUGCUGCAAGAGGGUUGAGGAAGAGUAGCUGGGCGCCUGCCAUCCCUGCUGCUGCUGGUGCUGGUGCUGGUGCUGGCAAGGGGUAUGGUGAUCUUGGGAGCGGGCUGGGGUCGAGCGAGGACAAGGAGAAUGUUGACUCCAUGGGCAUGGAUCUGAGAGAGGGGGAUGAGGAUGCGUACAACAACUACAACAAUGAGCGCGAGAUGGAGGAAGAGCAGCAGCCGGCGCUCAGCCCAUCGGUGGAUGAUAUCGCUGUCUUAGAGGGGGAUGCCAACACCGCAGCUGUCUCUGGUGGCAACGACCUCCCUGAGGAGCUGGCUGAUGAUGACAACAAUGAAGAGGACCGGUUCAGCGACCUAGGAGACGAGGCUGAUGGUUUUAAAGAGGAGGAGGAGGAUGUGAGGCGUCUGCGGCGGUCGAGCCACGGCACGACCGUGGUCACGCCUGCGGCCGAUGACGACGAACAUGAUGAUGAGCUUCGGGAAGAGGGGGGGUGGUCUGAGCACGAGGGUGGUCGUGAGGAUGAUGGUGUGGACGAUGCGGCGAGUGACUGGACGGAGAGUGUUGUUGGGAGGGAGGGUGAUGAUGUGGGCGGGAUGGGGAUGGAGAUGGAAGGGAGUGUACCUGUCGCUGCGGCGAGUUGAGCCCUCUGAUAUGGGGUGUCGAUGGGUUGGAUGAGACAUGGGAGCAUGAACAGGUAUACAUGACGUGGCAGGGCCGUUCUCUCUUCCGUUGGUUUCUUAUGUUGUUAUGAUCAUAACGACUUUGUUUGAGUAGUAGUUCGUUACGCUGGGCGCUGUUGGGAUACGAGUAUGGUAUGCUGGUUUGAUGGCGAUGCGCAGGAUGAAGUGAUCUGUUCUGUAUGGAUAGCUCUCUAAUCAUGAACAUGGAUAGUUUUGGUUGCAG
Molecule: messenger RNA, 8235 nt
Organism: Parathielavia appendiculata
Lineage: Eukaryota; Fungi; Ascomycota; Sordariomycetes; Sordariales; Chaetomiaceae
Exons: 2
Coding region: 249-7973 (2574 amino acids)
Source: RefSeq, a predicted model, not a curated record